AUGUACGUUUACAACAGCGUACAGGAUCUCGUAGCUUGAUUGGACACCUCUACUGUAUGGUAAGGAAUGUUAUCUGUACAACUAUAUUUAAAUUAGUAAAUCAUUUAGAAUUUAUAGAUGCACAAUAUACAUCGUAAAUUGAUGUCUCUGUUUUAUUUAUAUUUUUUUUGAAAACUUUCAAUUGUCGCAUGUCGGCAUGUGACGUGGUUGUGAAACUAAUUUAUAUUUUCUCUUGCGAAAAUAUCAGAAGGCAAGGCAAGCAUACUGUGAGAGUACAGACAGAGAGAUGAGUCUACUUGAGCAAUUCAAGGUGUGCCAGACGAGCAGAAAUGGUUUGACUGGACAUUUUGCACAGAGUGUUAUUUCUGACAUGAAAGUGGAGCUGGCAAAACCAAAGAAAGAUGGUAUAGAAAAAACCCAGGAAGAAUGUCUGAAUUCAUUUUCCAAGGUACUACAAUGUCAUGGUAUAGCCAACAACACAUUCCUGCGUAAUGCUGGGUUCACAACUAAUUUGUCGAGGUCCAAGUCCAAGUCAAAGCCCAAGCGCAGGUUGAGGUCCAAGUCAUUGUCUUUUUAUGUUCUCGAGGAACUACUCAAAGAGGAACGAGCAAUAGUGGCUGCACAAAGAGUAGUCAUCCACCGUAUAACUGCAGGAUUAGAAGCAAGUCAAGCCCACCUGGGCAACAUCCUGAGAAAGUGUGGGAGAUGCUGA
Molecule: messenger RNA, 712 nt
Organism: Lolium perenne
Lineage: Eukaryota; Viridiplantae; Streptophyta; Magnoliopsida; Poales; Poaceae
Source: RefSeq, a predicted model, not a curated record